Messenger RNA from Nymphaea colorata (pocket water lily), 1723 nucleotides. Its product is annotated as transcription factor TCP15-like. Gene Ontology annotation, molecular function: DNA-binding transcription factor activity; sequence-specific DNA binding. Gene Ontology annotation, cellular component: nucleus. Lineage: Eukaryota; Viridiplantae; Streptophyta; Magnoliopsida; Nymphaeales; Nymphaeaceae. Bases 104 to 1246 code for a protein of 380 amino acids. The record is from RefSeq and is a predicted model, not a curated record. The transcript has a single exon.
AUUUCCUCACUAUCGUUUUUUUCCUUGCUUAAAACUUUGCCUCCUCUCCCCUUAUCCUUUUGUACACCCAAACGAACGCACGGACUCCCCACCGGAAAAGAAGAUGAGACCGGAAUUCUCCGACUUUUCGACACCGGGAAAUGAAGGAAUCCGGCGGCCGAACCUUCCCCUCCAACUGCUGCUGGAGAAGAAGGAGGAGGACACUUGCUCGACAUCUAACGGCUGUUAUCUCGGAAGGAGCAUGGACGCUUCCCUGGCCUUGUCUUCUUCCACUACCUCUAACACUCCCGCUGGUACCAGCGCCACAGCCGCCGCUGCCACCACCACCAUCACCAACAACUCGGUCGGAAGCUGGCAGGAAACAAAGAAGCAGGCGCCCAAGAGGGCGUCGACGAAGGAUCGGCACACGAAGGUCGACGGUCGGGGCCGCCGGAUCCGGAUGCCGGCAUUGUGUGCAGCCAGGGUCUUCCAGCUGACGAGGGAAUUGGGGCAUAAGUCCGACGGGGAGACAAUCGAGUGGCUCCUCAGGCAGGCGGAGCCGGCAGUAAUCGCCGCCACCGGGACAGGCACCAUCCCGGCCAACUUUGCAACCCUCAGCGCCUCCCUCCGCAGCUCCUCCGCCGCGAGUUUGGUGGCGCCCCUCAAGGCAGCAGCCUCCGCGGCCACUGCUGCGGCUGCCAGCCACCACUGGGACGACGUGCAACGUAGAAUUCUACUCCCCAACGCGGGAGUCCAGACGGAGAAUCCCUACCUCAUCGGCUUCAGGCCGAACCAUCCUCACCAGGUGUUGAUAUCCAAGCCAGAGUUGCACCACCAACAGUGGAUGGACGCGGCUGAUCCCGAGUCCAGCACCAGCGACCGAUCGAAGAAGCAGCGACCAGGCCCGUCUGAGUUCCAAAUACCUCCGCCGGCGGCCGGAAACUUCUGGAUGGUCACGAACUCAAAUAAUCAGGGGGGUCUGGGCCAAGCCCAAGCAGAGCCCAUGUGGACCACCAGCAUGCCGAGCGGGCUUCAUUUCAUGAACUUCCCCCUCGGUUCCUGCGGCACGACGAUAUCGCCGCAUCUGCGGAGCAUGUAUGGCAUGAGCGAGGGGCAUUUAGACAUGAUCUCUGCUCUUAACAUGCACAAUAGCAGAUCUCUAAUGGCGGGAACCAACGACUCGUUGGCGGCACCGGAGUCGAUGCCUGUGUCGGCGCCGGCCAGAAGGGAUCAUCAACAAGGGCAGGAUGAGGGCCAUGACCAGUAGUUGGUGGAAUGAGGCCCUGUUAAUGACAGUGGGGGCCCUGGCAUUGGCACUAGCUAACAUAUUGCAUGUGUUCUUGAACAGGCUUUAGAUGAACAUGCAGCCAGCUUCAACUCGGUCCUCACAUGGAGGGGAGUAUCAGUAUCAGUUGUGUGUCUCAUCUGCAAAAACAGCAUCUUAAUCAAGAUUUGGGGUUUCUUGUUUCAAAUACCAAUACAAGCGAUUGAAGGUUUCUUUGGUGUUAGGGUUUGCUGAUCAGAUGUGGGGUUUAGUUGGUUUUGGGUAGGGUUUAUAUGGAAUUCAUUGAUGAUUAAAGAAAGAAAAAGCUUGCCUAAUUUUUAUGGAAAAAGAAGAAUAUUGCAAGACACCUUGUUUUGUUUAUUAUUUUUUACACAAGUCUGAGUUUGGGUUUGUGGUUACUUAAAAAUGCUCAAUGAUUGUAUUCCCUAUUGACAUAAGCUUCUCAAAUUCCCCACUUUA